AAAGGGAUAGACUGGGCGAGAACCACUUCGUUGCUUCUUUCUGCUUCAGGAUGUUCCAAAAGCGCAUGCGCAUUGCACAAGAAUUGGGCGUAGAAUUUGUUGCUGGGGGGCGUAUAUGGGUGUUGAGCUUUUAUAUGGGACUGGAUGGUAUGUGGCACGUUGCAUAUCGUCUUUCCAAGCAUAACUUUCCAGUGCAUCCAAACGCUGUACUCGUGAUAGAGGCCCACAGAGGGCCGCCUGACUGUGCGACCCCGGAACCUCUAAGACUCUCAAUGGGAUUUUUAUCACGCACACUUGUAACCGGCGACGGACCUCAAAUUUACACGGAAAUCGAACGAGGCCAGGAGGCCUGCGGAAUGUGGGACCUUCAGAUCGAUGCGUGUCGCAGGAUGUGUUCGUGGCGCUGUGUCUAUCCACUGACUUGUUUUUUGACUUCUUCUCCUUGAAAUGACUGUGUUACUGUAGCAAUACCGUAUAUGUAGACUGCGAUGGCAUUAGGGCCUGACAUGGGUAGAGGUUGCCCGGGUACCCACCCGGGUGGAACCCACGGGUCGGGUGCGGGUCGGGUACCACGGGUUACGGGUUGGCUUGGGUGCUACACCCGGGCGGGUACGGGUAUCGACAUC
Molecule: messenger RNA, 626 nt
Organism: Suillus paluster
Lineage: Eukaryota; Fungi; Basidiomycota; Agaricomycetes; Boletales; Suillaceae
Exons: 3
Coding region: 51-446 (131 amino acids)
Source: RefSeq, a predicted model, not a curated record